GCUCCCCUCUAUCGCCUCACUCCUCGUCUCUCUCCAUCAGGAGCGGUCUGGAUGCAGGCUGGGACUCGAACAUGGCUGUGAAUCUCGGCAAGAACCGGCUGGCCCUGCUGACCGCCUACCAGGACGUCAUCGACGAGGUCUCGGACACCGACUGGGCCGUCUACACGUACGAGGAUGACACCAAUGACUUGACGCUGUCGUCAUCAGGAGGAGGCGGACUGGCAGAGAUCACGCUGACCUUUGAUAACACUCGGGUGAUGUACGGCUUCUGCAGCCUGAAGGAACCGACCGCUACUCUGCCACGAUACAUCCUCAUCAACUGGGUCGGAGACGACGUAGCAGAUGCCAGGAAGUGUGCGUGUGCGAGUCACGUGGCGACCAUCGCCGACUUCUUCCAGGGUGUGGAGGUCAUCAUCAACGCCAGCAGUCUGGACGACAUCGACCCGUCGGCCAUCGGUCAGCGACUGACCAACGGCACCGCUGCAGUGGCCAGUCCGGUCAUGGGUCGCCUGAGGACCAGAGAGGAGGAGCACGGGGACGUGGGAACCGUCUACGAGAAAACCAACGCUGAAGUGGAGAUGAAGAAGAUCAACCGAGAAGAGUUUUGGGAGCAGGCCAAGCGAGAGGAGGAGCUGAGGAAGGAAGAGGAGAGGAGGAAGGUGGCGGAGGAGCGGCAGCGUUUUGAGCAGGAGAGGAUGGAGCUGGAGAGGCAGGAGCAGGAGAACCGGGAGAAGAGGUACCGCGAGAGGGAGAAGCAGAUCGAGGAGCACAGCAGGAAGCAAAUCCAGGAGGAGGAGGAGGCCAAAGAGCGGUUGCAGAGUCAGACCCCUCUAGCGACAGAGCAGAGUGUGGAGGACCUGAACCAGGACACAAAGGAGUCUGAGGUGGAGGAGGCGAAGGCCAUCAUCGCGCAGCGGUCAGGGAACCCGCGAGACUUCUUCAAGCAGAAGGAGCGAGCGAUGACCAUCAGCGUGGACACCUCGCCCGUGUCCGUCCACCGCAGCGGCCGACUGGACAGCCCGUUCUUGAAGCAGCAGCACACCCCCAGUUCUGCCCCCCCACCCCGCGGGGUGUCGCCCCUCCGCACGCCGCCACACACACGGACGAUAAGCGCUGCUGCACCCGGUGACGCUGAUGAUGAAGGGAGCGCGGAGAGGAGCGUGGCCGCCGUCUCACCCAUUCCAAAAAUCGUCACCACCACCAUCAAAGAGGACUUGAGCAGGGAGGAGGACGAGUGGGGAUCGGUGCCCAAGGUGGAUCAGAAGCCUCCAGUCCAGGAGUCCACGACCAGCAAGCCGGUCCAGAGUGUCGCCCCUCAGACCCGAGACUCCUCAGGGUUCACGGCGUGGAACUCGGGGUCGGACAGCCUGGUGGACCUCUGGGACAGCGACCCGGUUCCUCUCACCACCAAGACGCCCCAGACGUCGGACCUGGUGGACCUGAUGGGCGACGUGAUGGAUGACCAGAUCCCGCCCGCCGGCACCGUCACCGCCACCCGUCCUCAGCCGCUGCUGAGCUUUGAUGACAUGAUGGACGGCACGUUUUGCUCGGGGGCUGGACCCGAGGACGACCCCACCAGCCUGGUGGAUGUGACCGGCCCGGACCAGAUGACCCUCAGCUACCAGCACGCCCUCGAGCACGCGUCCGGAGACGGGCCGGAGCUGAUGACCAACGGAGACUCGCUGCUGAAGGAGGGAACUCAGGCCAGCGAGGGCUACUUCAGCCAAUCCCAGGAAGACGACUUUGGCCAGUCAGACGAAUGCUCAGCCAAACCUGCACCUGUCUUCUACAACAAGCCUCCAGAGAUUGACAUCACGUGCUGGGACACGGACCCGGUGGUGGACGACGAUGACGACUGAACUGGCCAAUCACAGGAUGGGGCGACAGGAAGUGCGCUUGAUGACGUUUUUCUACAAAACAAAAACAAAACAAAAAAAAAAUCGUAACAACAACAUUAAUGAUAAUGAGUUGCAUCAAACUUGUGUGUAUGAUCUUUUAGAGGAACCUAGCUUGGUUCCACCCAAAACACUAUUUUUCCUAUUUUUUAAUUUAUUUCUUUCCUCUGGCGGACGCUCGGAGGAGGCGGGGCUUCUUCUUCUCCGUGUCGACGUCGCGCACUGCUGCUUUUAGAGGCGACGCACACGCGUAGACUGUAGUGCUUUAAUAACCACACUGGGGAGCUAGCGGCAGCGGCGGCCAUGUUUAACUUCACUCUCUCCACCCGGUUCUCCCUUCGGCCUUACUCCCCUGACACUAUAAUCAGCUCAAUUAAUCUUGUAUCUAGUCGUCAUGGCAACAGAAAGGUGAAAUAUUGUUAUAUUUAUUCUGGUGUAUCUUCUUUCAUUACUAGAGUUCUCAAGAUUAAAUUCCUGAAACAACUCUGUCGCCCUCUUGUGGAACCUUUUUCACUCCUUUUGUAUGAUUUGAAGAUGAACUGAAGAUUAAAUGCCUUUUAAAUGUUGAUUUUUUUUCACUUUUUAUGCGUCGUGUUUGGUGAUUUGUUUCACUCUCUCGACUUCUCAUAUUUUCAUGAGCGAACCGUGAUAUUACUAUUGUUAGGUCUCAAGAGUCAGGGACAAAUCUCCUUCAAGGAUAAUUGAUUGUUUCAAGUGUAAAUUAAAAUGCUGGUUCGUCACCUGGAAACCACACAUCAAUAAACAAACAUGACCAAUACAAAACAAAAAAUAUGAAAUAAUGAACUUAUGAAAUGCGGCGACCACGCUAACCAUGCUACAUGUUAUUGUUUCACAAUGACAAAAAAAAUGAAAUAAAUCGCUUUACAU
Synchiropus splendidus (mandarinfish) is the source of this 2783-nucleotide messenger RNA. It is a transcript of the gene dbn1, whose product is annotated as drebrin 1. The coding region runs from base 72 to 1859 and encodes 595 amino acids. Gene Ontology annotation, cellular component: lamellipodium; postsynaptic membrane; postsynaptic density. Gene Ontology annotation, molecular function: actin filament binding. Gene Ontology annotation, biological process: positive regulation of dendritic spine morphogenesis; positive regulation of axon extension; regulation of actin filament polymerization. Lineage: Eukaryota; Metazoa; Chordata; Actinopteri; Syngnathiformes; Callionymidae. The record is from RefSeq and is a predicted model, not a curated record. The transcript is spliced from 15 exons.